Messenger RNA from Bradysia coprophila, 1368 nucleotides. RefSeq lists its product as uncharacterized. Gene Ontology annotation, molecular function: DNA-binding transcription factor activity, RNA polymerase II-specific; protein dimerization activity; RNA polymerase II transcription regulatory region sequence-specific DNA binding. The record is from RefSeq and is a predicted model, not a curated record. Gene Ontology annotation, biological process: developmental process; regulation of transcription by RNA polymerase II. Lineage: Eukaryota; Metazoa; Arthropoda; Insecta; Diptera; Sciaridae.
UAGCUCAUCUUCAGCAUGAUAAAGUUCGUUUAUCGAAAUAACAGUAUCGUUUGUUGUAGUAGAUCUAUUGAACGCAUACAACUUACUCGUGACUUUGUCGUGUGAUCGUGUAUUUAAUUUAGUAGUUGAACGUGUGUCGCGCCCGACUCGUUAUUAUCAAAAGUUCCUAAUUUAAACAAAACAAAAAUUAUUCAACGAGAAAAGGUGAAAUUGUGACGAAUUGACAGACUGGUUAGGACUUUUUUAAAUGCUGUAAUUAUGUCACAUCCACAACCAACAUCGCCGAGACUUAUAUUGGAUAUCAGUAACAAUCAAGUGGAUCAGAAUAAUAUUGAAAGUCGUGUCAAAAUGAUCAAAAUCGAAAGUGAAUACGAAAAUAUCUGUUCGGAAGAUUUGUGUCCCGAUGCGCUUUGUGCGGACAAUGUGCGUCCGGAAUUGAAUGACUACUCGUCGAUGACAAUGAACGAAGAUGAAUUGAAUGUACCGCGUUUAGAUAUGCUAACGCCAAUACGGUCAGUACGACCGGAACGAAAACGUAAAUUCAGUAAUAAUUUCGAGUACAACAGUGAAACGAUCAGUGAAACAAUGUAUCCCAAAAAGAAUCGCUACGGUGGUGACGAAUAUUUAAAAUUUGACUCGAGUUCACCGAAUAGCGACGGUAAUUUUUUUGUGGAAAAUUUUUCAGAAAGUAGUGAAGAACUAAAGUUUAGACACAACGAAUUAAUUUGUAGUGAUCAGUAUUACAAUAUGCCGGAUCAGUAUCCGAAUCAGUACUAUCAAAUGAAUUACUCCGGCUCGGAGAGGGAUGACUCUAAUGUGAAAGAUGGUACCAAAAUCGGUAGCAAAAAUGGCAGUAAAAAAUCAAAAAAUCGAAUACGAAAGAAGGUGUUCAAGGAGGCAAACACAGAGGAUAUGCAUACCCAGAGAGUUAUGGCCAAUGUGCGUGAGAGGCAGAGAACACAAAGCUUAAACGAAGCUUUUCAAUCGUUACGAAAAAUCAUUCCAACAUUACCUAGUGAUAAGCUGAGCAAAAUACAAACUCUAAAAUUAGCAUCAAGCUACAUCGACUUCCUCUGCAACAUUCUAACCGCCAAUGAUGUGUCGUUGUUGGCAACCGUAAACGAGAGAUCACCUCCAGCACAGCGAAAUGUGUCUUUCUUCGGUAACAACACAAACACAGAAACACUGGGCUUGCAUUUUAAUGUCUGGCGUAUGAAAGGGCAAUACAGUACGGGAACAGAGUGAAACAAAAAAAAUGGAAAAAUUUCUUUGUGAAUUUAUCAUAUUUUUAUUGUCAUUGCCGAGCCGCACCAUAUGGUAUGGUACAUUAUUGCACUGAAGUAUUAUUAUGUGAAUUUUCACACAAAA